This is a messenger RNA of Sphenostylis stenocarpa, 1917 nucleotides long. Lineage: Eukaryota; Viridiplantae; Streptophyta; Magnoliopsida; Fabales; Fabaceae. The record is from the annotation of a GenBank genome assembly.
AUGGAGGAGGAGGUGAGGGAGAUGGUGGGGGAGGAGAUUUAUAAACGUAAGGAGGUGGUGGGGAUGGAGAAGGUGGAGGAGGAGACUUGUAAACAUAUGGAGGAGGUGGUGAAGGGGAUGGAGGUGGUGGGGAUUUAUAAACAUAGGGUGGGGGAGGUGAGGGAGAGGGUGGAGGAGGGGACUUGUAAACAUAAGGAGGUGGGGGUGAUUUGUAGUAAUAUGGAGGGAAUUCAUGGACAUAAUGAGGUGGAGGUGGAGAUUGGUAGUAAUAUGGAGGUGAGUUGUAGUAAUAUGGUGGUUUAUCAUGUUCAUAUGGUGGUGUUGGGUUUGGGUAGUUGGAUGGUUGGCCAUUGUUAUAGAAAUAUUGAGACUGAAGCAGAUUCCAAGGAUUAUUGCCGCAAGCUUAGUAGUACACGGGAGGCGGGGGUGAGUUAUAGUGGUAGGGAUGAUAUGGUGGAGGAGGAGAAGGUGAAGGUGGAGGUGGAGACUUGUAGUAAUAUGGUGGAGGUGGUGAAGGUGAUGGAGGUGGAGGAGAUUUAUAAUAGUACGGUGGAGGAGGUGAUGGAGAAGGUGGAGGUGGAGACUUGUAGUAAUAUGGUGGAGGUGGUGAAGGUGAUGGAGGUGGAGGUGACUUAUAAUAGUACGGUGGAGGAGGUGAUGGAGAAGGUGGAGGUGGAGACUUGUAGUAAUAUGGUGGAGGUGGUGAAGGUGAUGGAGGUGGAGGUGACUUAUAAUAGUACGGUGGAGGAGGUGAUGGAGAAGGUGGAGGUGGAGACUUAUAUAGAUAUGGAGGAGGUGGUGGAGACUUGUAAAUAUAUGGUGGAGGAGGAGAGGGAGAUGGUGGGGGUGGAGACUUGUAGACAUAGGGUGGAGGAGGUGAUGGUGAUGGUGGAGGUGGAGAUUUGUAGUAAUAUGGGGGAGGUGGUGAAGGUGAUGGUGGGGGAGGUGACUUAUAAACGUAUGGAGGUGGUGGUGAGGGAGAUGGUGGUGGCGGAGAUUUGUAGACAUAAGAUGGGGGAGGAGAAGGAGACGGUGGAGGUGGAGACUUGUAAACAUAAGGAGGUGGUGGCGAUGGAGAUGGUGGUGGAGGUGACUUAUACACAUAUGGAGGUGGUGGGGAGGGAGAUGGAGGAGGUGGAGACUUAUAAACAUAUGGAGGGGGAGGCGAAGGAGAUGGUGGAGGAGGGGACUUGUAAACAUAUGGUGGAGGUGGUGAUGGAGAGGGAGGUGGUGGUGUCUUGUAAACAUAUGGUGGAGGAGGUGAUGGGGAUGGUGGGGGUGGAUAUUUGUAGACAUAUGGAGGAGGAGGUGAGGGAGAUGGUGGGGGAGGAGAUUUAUAAACAUAUGGAGGUGGUGGGGAUGGAGAAGGUGGAGGAGGGGAUUUGUAGGCAUAUGGUGGAGGAGGAGAAGGGGAAGGUGGAGGUGGUGAUUUAUAGAUAUAUGGAGGUGGUGGAGAAGGAGAUGGUGGUGGGGGAGACUUGUAAACAUAAGGUGGAGGCGGUGAAGGUGAUGGUGGAGGAGGAGACUUGUAAAUAUAUGGUGGGGGAGGAGAGGGGGAUGGAGGUGGUGGUGAUUUGUAGACAUAUGGAGGUGGUGGGGAUGGAGAAGGCGGAGGAGGAGACUUAUAAACAUAUGGAGGAGGUGGUGGAGAUUAUAAACGAGGUGGAGGAGAGAGGGAGAGGAGAGGAGGUGGAGGUGGAGGGGACUUGUAAACAUAUGGAGGUGGUGGAGAUGGGGAAGGAGGUGGGGGUGAUUUGUAGUAAUAUGGAGGGAAUUCAUGGACAUAGUGAAGUGGUGGUGGAGGUGGAGAUUUGUAGUAAUAUGCAGCAAUUAGGCAAAAUGCAAAUGCAAGGAUCAAACGAGGCCAUUGCCUCGUUCCCAUCUUCUCUGGGUGAGAAAACUGUGGUAUUCCUUUAG